AUGAGCAAUCAGAAGUUCAUCACCUUUGAAGAAGGAUGGGAGACUUUGCACAAGGGCAUCACCAAGCUCCACAAAUUUCUAGAAGGAUUAGACCCUACCUUCACUCUUGACCAACACAUCGAACUAUAUACGAUCGUCUACGAAUUAUGCAUCCAAGAGUACAUCAUACCUCGUGACUAUGCCAGAGAACUAUAUGACAAGUACAGGGAAACAUGUGACCAGUACAUUGUAUCAAAAGUUUUGCCAUCUUUGCAAAAAAAGAAAGAUGACAUUUUGUUGAGAGAACUACUCCAGAGAUGGUCAAAUUACAAAGUUAUGACCAGACGCCUCUCAUAUAUUUUUGAUUAUCUUGACCAAUAUAUUCGUAGACAUGGGCUUGCUUCACUUGAAGAAAUCAGCUUUUCAACCUUUAACCACAGGGUAUAUGAAAAGAUGAAUAAAGAAAUAAUGGAUGCUAUAUUUUCUGUGAUUGAACAGAAACUUGCAGGAGAGAAGAUUGAUCAUACAUUUGUUAUUAAUACAUUGGAUUUCUACAUAAAGUUUUACAAAUGCACAAAAAAGGACAAGGCAGAGACUAUACUAUGGCACUUAUAUCAUAAUGACUUGUCAAAGAAAAUCAACUUGAGAAGCUCCGAUGGGACUGUUUUUGAAAUUGACUAUGGUGUGGCACUUAUGUCAAAAAGAUUUGAGGACAUUACUGAGACCUUUUCUGUUGGUGAUGAGGUUGAUGACAUUUCUGUUCCUAAAGUGAGUAGCAAAAUGUUGACAAUGAUUGUUAAAUACUGCAAGGAAGGGGAUGCUAAAUUUCUCGAAGCUAACCCUAGAACUCUGCUUGAUCUUACAACAUGUGCAUGCUACAUGAAAAUCGAGAGCCUGGAGAAACUGACAUGGAACAAAGUAUAUGAGUUGAUUAAAGGAAAGCCACCCGAGGAAAUUGCCCAGAUUUUUGGAGAUGUAGAUGACUCAAACUCCAAGUUAUUAGAAGAGAACAUACAAAGAAUAGAGUUUUUGGAGAUGUAA
This is a messenger RNA of Lathyrus sativus (Indian pea), 1020 nucleotides long. NCBI's taxonomy places the organism in Eukaryota, Viridiplantae, Streptophyta, Magnoliopsida, Fabales, Fabaceae. The record is from the annotation of a GenBank genome assembly.